Alosa alosa (allis shad) is the source of this 2433-nucleotide messenger RNA. RefSeq names its product BTB (POZ) domain containing 6b (gene btbd6b). The record is from RefSeq and is a predicted model, not a curated record. NCBI's taxonomy places the organism in Eukaryota, Metazoa, Chordata, Actinopteri, Clupeiformes, Clupeidae. The transcript is spliced from 5 exons. Bases 321 to 1883 code for a protein of 520 amino acids. Gene Ontology annotation, cellular component: cytosol. Gene Ontology annotation, biological process: neurogenesis. Gene Ontology annotation, molecular function: protein binding.
UACACAAAACCAGCGCAUCAGUAAAUUGAUACGAAAUACAUCGGACUGGUUGAAUGAGGACGGGCUCCAUACGUAUAUAAUGACAGGGUAGUGUGAUUUACGCACGGAUAUAUUCAGGUUUUACUUGUUUUAUUACGACAGCUCGGGAUGAGAAAUUGUAGUGGGUAAUCAGCACAUCGCUCUGGGAAUUAAAUGGAUGUUCUGUUGAAAACGGGUGCAUUUGCUGGGGAUGAGCAGAAAAUCGGAUUCCCACCCAGAGAGGAUGCUCUGAAAACGGAAACAUCACGAAUCAUUUUGGAAUAAUUCUGAUAGAAGGAUAAAUGGUGCUCUGUGCGUUUGUCCGGGAGACCUUAAAAAGGACUAGAAAGAGUGGUAAACAGUCAGGAAAGCUGCCAGUAUGCUAUGAGAUCGUGACUUUGUCCUUGAAGAAGAAGAUGGCUGCAGAACUGUAUCCUGCAAGCAUAAACACCAACCUCCCGAACAGCAACGGCACCGCAGUGACUGCUGCCAGUAAGAAGACUAUCGUUCAAGUGACCGAGACUGUAACCACACCGACCACCACUACCACUCAACAGAAUAUCAAUAACAACAACGUCGAGACUGCCAGCUGGCAGUCAACUCACCCGACAUUACGAGAAAGGAAUGCUUUGAUGUUCAACAACGAACUCAUGGCAGAUGUUCACUUUAUUGUUGGACCCCCCGGUGAAUCACAGAAAGUUCCAGCGCACAAGUAUGUUUUGGCGGUGGGCAGCUCUGUUUUCGGCGCCAUGUUCUAUGGCGACCUGGCAGAGGGGGAAUCUGAAAUCCACAUCCCAGAUGUGGAGCCUGCUGCUUUUUUAAUCCUGUUAAAGUACAUGUACAGUGAUGAGAUUGAACUGGAGGCCGACACAGUGCUGGCCACUCUGUACGCCGCCAAAAAGUAUAUAGUGCCUGCCCUGGCCAAGGCCUGUGUCACCUUCCUGGAGACGAGCCUGGAGGCCAAGAACGCCUGUGUGCUGCUGUCCCAGAGUCGCCUGUUCGAAGAGCCUGAGCUCACACAGCGCUGCUGGGAGGUGAUUGACGCCCAAGCAGAGUUGGCGCUCUGCUCGGAAGGCUUCUGCGAGAUCGACCUGCAGACGCUGGACAUCAUUCUGCGACGUGAGACGCUCAACACGCGCGAGGCCGUGGUCUUCCAGGCCGUCCUGGACUGGGCGGUGGCCGAGUGCAAGCGUCAGGGCUUGGGCCCGACGGCCCGCAACAAGCGGGCGGUGCUGGGCAAGGCGCUGUACCUGGUGCGCGUGCCCACGAUGACCCUGGAGGAGUUCGCCGACGGCGCCGCGCAGUCAGACGUGCUGACGCUGGAGGAGACGCAUGACAUCUUCCUGUGGUACACGGCGGCCAACAAGCCCAAGCUGGAGUUCCCGCUGGUGCAGCGGAAAGGCCUGGCGCCACAACGCUGCCACCGCUUCCAGUCGUCGGCGUACCGCAGCAACCAAUGGCGCUACCGGGGCCGCUGCGACAGCAUCCAGUUCGCUGUGGACAAGCGCAUCUUCAUCGCCGGCCUGGGCCUGUACGGCUCGAGCGGCGGCAAGGCCGAGUACAGCGUCAAGAUCGAACUCAAGCGCCAGGGCAUCACCCUUGCGCAAAACUUGACCAAGUUCGUGUCGGACGGCUCCAGCAGCACAUUCUCGGUGUGGUUCGAGCACCCGGUGCAGGUCGAGCAGGACGCCUUCUACACAGUGAGCGCGGUGCUGGACGGGAACGAGCUCAGCUACUUCGGACAGGAGGGCAUGACGGAGGUCCAGUGUGGGAAAGUGACAUUCCAGUUCCAGUGCUCCUCGGACAGCACCAAUGGGACUGGGGUUCAGGGGGGGCAGAUUCCAGAGCUGGUCUUCUACGCAUGAGGUGUGGAGGGGCAGUGGGUUUGGCGGGGUAUUCAUUCAAAAGUGCAUUCCACCCCUGAAAUUGUUUUGGGGGGGUCGACCAGAGUUGGGGUGCGUAAUGUUAGGACCUGUGAGGGUUCUUGCCUUCUUUUACAAUGUAGCCGUGGAAGACUAUUUCCAGGAAGUUGUUUAGUCUGUUGAAAGACUGUUGUCUUGAUGAUUUUGAGUGAAGGAGUGUGCUUCAGCUUUAUUUAUUUAAAAAAUAAGUAUAUAUUUGACUUAAUUAUUGAUGCUGCACCAUGCAGACUUUAUAUAUAUAUAUAUAUAUAUAUAUAACCAUAUAUAUAUAUAUAUAUAUAAAUAUAAAAAAAAAAAUAUAUAUAUAUAUAUAUACAAACUAUGAUUAGAUGUAAUGCACUUCUAGUGGACAACAACCACUAGUGUGUUGUGUUUUGUACAUAAGUUGAGGCUAACUUGUUUACAGCUUGAGGCUGACUGACAAUUGAAAUGUCUUGUAUUAGUGUGCAGCUUCACAAACUGCAGAUCAUAAAAGUUUUUUUUGUGACUCUGA